This is a messenger RNA of Entelurus aequoreus (snake pipefish), 6533 nucleotides long. RefSeq names its product ras-specific guanine nucleotide-releasing factor 1-like. Lineage: Eukaryota; Metazoa; Chordata; Actinopteri; Syngnathiformes; Syngnathidae. The record is from RefSeq and is a predicted model, not a curated record. Gene Ontology annotation, cellular component: plasma membrane. Gene Ontology annotation, molecular function: guanyl-nucleotide exchange factor activity; protein binding. Gene Ontology annotation, biological process: positive regulation of GTPase activity; Ras protein signal transduction. The transcript is spliced from 27 exons. The coding region runs from base 110 to 3883 and encodes 1257 amino acids.
AGGGAGCAGAGGAUUGUUCCCCAUCAUCAAGUGUGACUGCAUCUCUGUGGAAGAGCGGGGAGGGAGAAGAUGUAAGCAGCGGCAGUGCGCGUCUUGCCGGGGCUGCAACAUGCAGAAGGGCAUGCGGCUCAAUGAUGGCCAUGUCACCUAUCUGGCACUGCUGGCCAAGAAGGACGGAACCAGGCGGGGAUGCCUGAGCAAGAAGAGCUCAGACAACACCAAAUGGCACUCCAAGUGGUUCUGCUUGCUGCAGAACAUGCUCUUCUAUUUUGAAAACGACUCCAGCUCGCGCCCCUCUGGACUCUACUUGCUGGAGGGCUGCGUUUGCGACAGAGCACCCUCGCCUAAACCCCCUGUCUCUGCCAAGGAAUGCCUGGAGAAGCAGUAUUACUUCACUGUCACGUUCAAUCACGACAACCAGAAAGCUUUAGAGCUGCGUACAGAAGAUGUCAAGGACUGUGACGAGUGGGUCGCCGCCAUCACACAAGCAAGUUACAGGAACUUGGCUACAGAGCAUGAGACCCUCAUGCAGAAGUAUCUGCAUCUACUACAAAUAGUGGAGACGGAGAAAACGGUUGCCAAGCAACUUCGACAACAGAUCGAGGAUGGGGAAAUUGAGAUAGAGCGGCUAAAAUCAGAGAUCGCAGGGCUGCUGAAGGACAAUGAGAAGAUCCAGUCCAAUCCAGAAGUACCGCCCAGUGAUGAUGACACAGAAAUCAAGAAAAUAAAAAAGGUCCAAAGUUUCCUACGAGGCUGGAUUUGCCGCAGGAAGUGGAAAACCAUCAUCCAAGAUUACAUCCGUUCACCCCAUGCGGAAAGCAUGAGGAAGAGGAACCAGGUGGUGUUUAGCAUGCUGGAGGCCGAAGCGGAAUACGUCCAGCAACUGCACAUCCUGGUCAACAACUUUCUGCGGCCUCUACGCAUGGCCGCCAGCUCCAAGAAGCCACCCAUCACCCACGAUGAUGUCAGCAGCAUCUUCCUCAACAGCGAGACUAUCAUGUUCCUCCACCAAAUCUUCUACCAGGGCCUGAAGGCCAGGAUAGCCAGCUGGCCAACCCUGGUGCUGGCUGACCUCUUUGACAUUUUGCUGCCCAUGUUAAACAUCUACCAAGAAUUUGUGCGGAACCACCAGUACAGCCUGCAAAUCUUGGCCCACUGCAAACAGAACAGAGACUUUGACAAGCUGCUGAAGCAGUACGAGGCCAAGCCUGAUUGUGAAGAAAGGACGCUGGAGACAUUCCUCACUUACCCCAUGUUUCAGAUCCCUCGUUAUAUCCUGACCCUACACGAAUUACUGGCUCACACUCCUCAUGAGCAUGUGGAGAGAAAUAGCUUGGAUUACGCCAAAUCGAAACUCGAGGAACUUUCGAGAAUAAUGCACGAUGAGGUGAGUGAGACAGAGAACAUCAGAAAAAAUCUGGCUAUUGAGCGAAUGAUUGUCGAGGGCUGUGAAGUGCUGCUGGAUACCAGCCAGACAUUUGUAAGACAAGGUUCUCUGAUACAGGUGCCAAUGAGCGAGAAGGGCAAGAUAACCAGAGGCCGUCUGGGUUCUUUGUCUCUGAAGAAGGAAGGCGAGCGCCAGUGCUUCCUCUUUUCCAAACAUCUCAUCAUCUGCACUCGAGGCUCGGGGGGGAAACUGCACAUCACAAAGAAUGGUGUAGUGUCUCUCAUUGACUGCACACUGAUGGAAGAGACUGAGGGUGCCGAUGAUGAGCCCAAAGUGGAGCGUAGUGGCCAGGACACAGAGCACCUGGACUUUAAAGUGAUCGUGGAGCCAAAAGAUGGGCAGCCUUACACGGUCAUCCUGGUGGCUUCAUCCCGACAAGAGAAGUCUGCGUGGACAAGUGAUAUCAGCCAGUGCAUUGACAACAUCCGAUGCAAUGGUCUGAUGAUGAAUGCAUUCGAGGAAAACAGUAAAGUCACUGUGCCGCAGAUGAUUAAAUCCGACACCAGCUUAUACUGCGACGAUGUCGACAUCCGCUUCAGCAAGAUGAUGAACUCCUGCAAGGUGCUCCAGAUCCGCUACGCUAGCGUGGAGCGCCUGCUUGAGCGGCUGACUGACUUGCGCUUCCUCUCCAUUGACUUCCUGAACACCUUCCUCCACUCUUACCGGGUUUUCACGAGUGCGACGGUCGUGCUGGACAAACUAAUCACCAUCUACAAGAAGCCAAUCAGCGCCAUCCCUGCACGUGCUUUAGAGCUGUUCUUCGCCAGCAGCCAGAACAACAAACUCCUCUACGGCGAGCCGCCCACGUCGCCACGUGCCAGUCGCAAGUUCUCCUCCCCUCCUCCGCUCUCCAUCACCAAGACGUCGUCGCCCAAUCGCCGCCGCAAGCUCUCACUCAACAUUCCGAUCAUUACUGGGGGCAAAGCUCUGGACCUGGCUGCACUCAGUUGUUCCCCAAAUGGCUAUGCAAGCAUGCACACCGCCAUGUCCCCCUUCAGUAAGGCCACCCUGGACAUCAACAAGCUGUAUGUGUCCAGCACCAUGGCCAGCAAGAUCCCAGAUGACGGGGAAGCCAAAGCAGAGACUAAGGCUGAUGAAACUGUCGCCAACAAGCAAGAUCUGUCAGUGAGAGAAGAAUGUGACGAAGAGCCAAGUCAGAGUGACGAGGCUGAAGUAGAGAUGUCUCCUCCCAAGUCGCCAUCGACACCCAAGAACGUCAAGUCGAAAAACAAUGAGUUCUCGCUGUUCUCCUUCAACAAUAGCAUGGUGGUGUCAUCUUGCCGAGAGAUGGACAAUAGCCGCAGUGCCCUUUCGGCGGCCUCGGCCUUCGCCAUUGCCACAGCCGGCGCCAACGAGGGCACCCCAACCAAGGAGAAAUACCGCCGCAUGUCCCUCGCUAGCACAGGCUUUCCUACUGAUCAGAGGAACGGCGACAAAGAGUUUGUCAUCAGAAGAGCCGCCACAAACCGAGUGCUGAAUGUUCUGCGCCACUGGGUUUCCAAACACUCCCAAGACUUUGAGCUGAAUUCAGAACUGAAGCUGAGGGUGAUUGGCUUUCUUGAAGAGGUGAUGCAUGACCCAGAGCUCCUGACACAGGAGAGAAAGGCUGCUGCUAACAUUAUCAGGACUCUCACACAGGAGGACCCUGGAGACAACCAGCUCACCUUGGAGGAAAUCGCUCACAUGGCGAUGGAGGAAUGCAGGAAUGAGCCGUUUGAGAACCACUCUGCCUUGGAGAUAGCUGAGCAGCUCACUCUGCUAGAUCACCUGGUCUUCAAGGUGAUACCGUAUGAGGAGUUCUUUGGUCAAGGCUGGAUGAAAAAUGACAAGAACGACAGAACUCCAUACAUCAUGAAGACGACCAAGCAUUUCAACGACAUCAGCAACAGGAUCGCCACAGAGAUCUUGCAAUGGGAUGACGUCAACAUGCGCGUGGCGGUCAUCGAGAAGUGGGUGGCGGCGGCCGACAUCUGCCGCUGCCUCCACAACUACAACGCCGUGCUGGAGAUAACAUCUUCGCUCAACCGCAGUUCCAUCUUCCGCCUCAAGAGGACCUGGCUUAAAAUCUCCAAGCAGACUAAGACUGUGGUUGACAAGUUACAGAAGUUAGUAUCGUCCGAGGGUCGCUUCAAGAACCUGAGAGAAGCUCUGAAGAAUUGUGAUCCGCCCUGUGUUCCCUACCUGGGCAUGUAUCUCACUGACCUGGCCUUCAUUGAGGAGGGAACGCCCAACUACACCGAGGACAACUUGGUUAACUUUUCCAAAAUGAGAAUGAUAUCUCACAUAAUCCGGGAGAUUCGUCAGUUCCAGCAAACGGCUUACAAGAUCGACUCUCAACCAAAGGUGGCAAGGUACUUGUUGGACAACAGCUCUGUGCUGGACGAGGAGAGUCUGUACGAAGCAUCGCUCAGAAUCGAACCCAAAACAUCAUCAUGAAGCGGCUGGCUUAAUUUCCGUAUGAUGCGUACAGAAUCAUUAUGUUCUGUUUGAAUGUGCAUACACUAUUAUUUGUAUUAGACGACAUAGGCUGUGUACAUUGUCCUCUAAGACUUGGGUCAAUUGGAGACUGAAUCCCACCGAGGUUUUAUUUAUAUAGUUUACAGGGUAUAUGCUAUUUAUGGUGUUAAAACACACUUAUAUGAUUAUUUUCAAGCUGAGAUGAGAGAGUAUCACAUAUUUUAAAGGGAUUGUGCAUUAUAUAAAAAGCCUCUCAAUGAAGAGAGCGCAUUUCAACACUAACUUCCACAAAUAUUUAGACUGUGUAAGCAUGCAGUCGGUCGCCUUUAAAGUCCCCGUGUGAAUGUUUUGCCUUAAAAGUACAGCGGCCUUUAGUGUCCUGAAGUGUUCAUUAAACACUCACUACUAUACUGUACUAUAUACUAAUUUGAUAAUUGCAUGAUCCUUUAUUUAGAGUUCAUUUCAAUUGAGCACAGACAUGUCAGACACAGUACCUCAAACACUGACCUCCACUCUAAAAGACACAGUUGCCCAAUUAAUUACCAGCUAUAGUCUACUUGAAUAUUGUAUUUUCUCGGAUAGUGCCUACUUUACUCCCCUUCUUACAACAAAUUAAUUCCUCUCCCUAAAUAAAUGCUUCCCAUUUCCCAUUAUGGACAAAAGUUAUUACAUCUGUUAUUACUUCAGUUCUUUUUCACACCGUUUAAACACUUUUGCUAACCAAAAGAGCAGCACCUAUGGAGCCACAUAAACAAUAUCUGUGUGGAGUCAUUACACAUGUUGUGAAGGAGUUACUUUGGCAGUAUUAAAUACCUGUAUUAAUGCACUUGUGUGUGUGUGGCCACAAACCAUGGUGGUUAUGUCCCAUGGAGAUGUGGGCCUUAAUAGUACUGCCCAGUCUACUUCUGUUGUGGCCAUUUUUUCUGCAUUUACACUUAAUAGUUAUUUUUUUAAAAUCGAUUAUGGCUCUCAAUUGUUUUCGGGCGUAGCUGCGUUAAAUAAAUACCCGCAAUGUAGGAAUUAUUAAUUAUAAAUCAAGUAUUUUCAUAAAUACAGCAUAGAAACCUGUUUAUGACCUUCUAAAUGUGUUUUACCAUUAAAAGAGCCCUCUGGACACAGAAUAAUACCAUUUAGUAAGGGUGUCAAGAACAUUUAUUUUCAAAUUAAUCACAAUUCUCAUUUGGAACGAUUCUUAAUUGAUUAAAAAAAAUCUAUUUACCGUAUUUUUCGGAUUAUAAAUCGCACCGGCCGAAAAUGCAUAAUAAAGAAGGAAAAAACAUAUAUAAGUCGCACCAGAGUAUAAGUCGCAUUUUUUGGGGAAAUGUAUUUGAUAAAAUCCAACACCAAGAAUAAACAUUUGAAAGGCAAUUUAAAAUAAAUAAAGAAUAGUGGUCCUCGUUGCACGUCCCACUGGGAGGAGACCCCGCGGCAGGCCAAGGACUAGAUGGGGGGAUUACAUCUCCUCUCUGGCCUGGGAACGCUUCGGGAUUCCCCAGGAGGAAGUCACUAAUGUUGCUCUGGAGAGGGAAGUCUGGGGGUCUCUGCUGGAGCUGUUGUCCCCGCGACCCGAUUCUGGAUAAGCGGUUGAAGAUGGAUGGAUGGAAAGAAUAGUGAACAAAAGGCUGAAUAAGUGUACGUUAUAUGACGCAUAAAUAACCAACUGAGAGCGUGCCUGGUAUGUUAACGUAACAUAUUAUGGUAAGAGUCAUUCAAAUAACUAUAACAUGCUACACGUUUACCAAACAAUCUGUCACUCCUAAUCGCUAAAUCCGUUGACGUGUGUGUGUGACGAUAGCUGAUAUACGCCGAGUCUCUUACGUGAAUGAGAUACAUAAUAUUAUUUGAUAUUUUACGGUAAUGUGUUAAUAAUUUCACACAUAAGUCGCUCCAGAGUAUAAAUCGCACUCCCGGCCAAACUAUGAAAAAAACUGCGAUUUAUAAUCCGAAAAAUACAGUAUUUUAUUUUUUAUCUUUUUUCUUUAUUUUUUUAUCUGUCCUGUCCAGCCACUCAGCAAAAUCAUAUUGUUGAUGUAGAUGCCCAUAUCUGCUGUCCAGAUUUACUUUAGAAGAGGAAGUGUGGGAUACUUCUCUUGUUGCCUUAUUUGUAUUUGACUUUAUUAAACGUUUGGGUAGCAUUUUGUUAAACAAAAACAAAACCAAUUUUCUUUUAAGUAAUUUAGACAUGUAUCAUAGCUGUGUAUCUAUUUUAUGGAGAAGUGUAGUUAAUCUUACAACUGGCACCCAAUGUAAACAAAAAGUAUUGAUUUUGAAUCUAGAAUAGUUGUGAAUCGAGAAUCGAUUCUGAAUCAAAUCGUUACCCCCAAGAAUAAAAUUGAAUCGUGUGGCGCCUAAAGAUGCACAACCCUACCAUUUAGUCACCUUUACACUCUUUUAAUCCAAUAUGGUAAUGCUGCCUGAGGCUGAGCCAAUCCGUAGCCACGAUACUCAACAGCAUGCUCGGAUAGGUUUGGUCUCCUCUCUCUAGUGGCCAAUACUACUGUAGUAUUGAUAUUUUUAUUUAUCCAUUGUUAUGCUUGAAAAAACCUAAUUUAGGACAUCUUAAAUAGUUAUAUUAAGUAUUAUUAAGUAUAUAUUUUAACGUACACUUGAAAAAACCUAAUUUAGGACA